Protomyces lactucae-debilis is the source of this 1740-nucleotide messenger RNA. RefSeq lists its product as uncharacterized. The record is from RefSeq and is a predicted model, not a curated record. The coding region runs from base 173 to 1663 and encodes 496 amino acids. The transcript is spliced from 3 exons. Gene Ontology annotation, cellular component: oxoglutarate dehydrogenase complex; mitochondrion. Lineage: Eukaryota; Fungi; Ascomycota; Taphrinomycetes; Taphrinales; Protomycetaceae. Gene Ontology annotation, molecular function: flavin adenine dinucleotide binding; dihydrolipoyl dehydrogenase (NADH) activity.
CACGUUUCUUUCCAAGCCUAUUACAGCCAAAUUGUCCUUCCUCUUCCUAUCUAAUUGAGCCUGUUCCGGGCCAUCCCACGUCUUCUUCCUCGUUUGGCCGAAGAAAUUCAACAAAUCUUGAGGCGACGGGAAAGGGCCCCCAUCAACGACACAAAGACAAAACAGCUCAAGGAUGUUGCGCCUGCCUAUUCGCACUGCAGCCCGUCUGACACCCAGAUCACUGGUGCCAGCGGCGAAACGAUUCUACGCCAGUGAAGCGGAAGAACUUGAUGUGCUUGUUAUUGGCGGUGGUCCCGGUGGAUAUGUCGCAGCCAUCAAGGCAGCCCAGCUUGGUCUGAAGACAGGGUGUGUCGAGAAGCGCGGCGCUUUGGGUGGUACCUGUCUCAACGUCGGAUGCAUUCCUUCAAAGGCCCUGCUCAACAACUCACACCUGUAUCAUACCAUCCUCCACGACAGCAAGAACCGCGGUAUUGAUGUCAAUGAUGUCAAGCUCAAUCUGCCAAACAUGCUCAAGGCAAAGGACAAUGCCGUGCUGGGCCUGACGAAGGGUGUCGAGUACCUCUUCAAGAAGAAUGGCGUCGCUUACUACAAGGGCAGCGGAAAGUUCGUCGAUGAGCAUACCGUCGAUGUCAAGGCAGUCGAGGGUGAGAAGGACGUUGUAUUGCGCGCCAAGAACAUCAUCAUUGCUACCGGUUCAGAAGCGACACCCUUCCCUGGUAUUCAAUUUGAUGAGCAAAAGAUUGUCUCCUCUACAGGUGCACUUGACCUGCAGAAAGUUCCAGAGAAGCUCAUUGUCAUUGGUGGCGGCAUCAUCGGUCUCGAGCUCGGCUCUGUCUGGGCGCGACUUGGCAGCAAGGUCCAAGUUAUUGAGUACUUGCCGGCCAUUGGCGCCGGUAUGGAUGCAGACAUGUCCAAGGCAUUCACCAAGCUCAUGAAGAAGCAAGGUAUUGAGCUCAAGGCCAGCACAAAAGUCAUUAGUGGCAAGGUCGAUGGCGACAAGGUUGUUGUCGAGGUCGAGUCAGCAAAAGGUGGCAAGCAAGAGACGCUCACUGGUGACGUGUGUCUUGUCGCUAUUGGUAGGCGACCAUACACAGAAGGUCUCGGUCUGGAGAAUGUCGGCAUUGAGAAGGACGACCGUGGGCGAAUUAUCAUUGAUGAGCAGUUCCGGACAAACGUCCCUCACAUUCGCGUCAUUGGCGAUGUGACAUUCGGUCCUAUGCUUGCGCACAAGGCUGAAGAUGAAGGUAUCGCAGCAGCCGAGUUCAUCAACGGCGGACACGGCCACGUCAACUAUGGUAACUGCCCGAGCGUCAUGUACACACACCCAGAAGUUGCUUGGGUCGGUCUGACCGAGGCGCAGGUGAAGGAAGGAGGCAAGCCUUACGACGUAGGCACUUUCCCCUUCAGCGCUAAUUCGCGUGCCAAGACCAACGGCGACGCUGAGGGUCUCGUCAAGAUGAUUGCAGACAAGGAGACGGGUCGCUUGCUGGGAAUUCACAUCAUGGGCCCCAAUGCAGGCGAGAUGAUUGGCGAGGCAGGCUUGGCGCUCGAGUACGGCGCAUCAGCGGACGAUAUCACUGCUGUCAUUCACGCCCACCCAACCCUUUCAGAGGCGUUCAGGGAAUGUGCCAUGGCGACAGGUGGCAAGGCUAUCCACUUCUAAAUCAUCAUUUAUAGAAUGCAGCGUUUCCUUAAAAGCUAUUGAGACCUUGCUUCCUUUAAAGUAGAUUGUUACAUGCU